AUGAUACUGGAACUACUCGCCAUCUACGCAUCGAUUCUGCUUGGGUGCAUCAUUUCGACAUCAUGUCUAAUUGUUCUUGGGAAGUCCUGGGGAAAACUACCAUAUUAUUACUUGCGAAUCGUCAGGUGGAUUCAGGACUUUUAUCCAAAAGUUUAUCCAAGGUCAGCAGCUCCAUGGCCUGCAAUUAUCAAGAAGAGCCCGAAGAACUGUUUACUGCGCAACAAGGGAAGUUCAAAUGUUCAAUUCUCGUUUCUUCUGCAUUCGAAAGAUCUUCUCGAAUUGUCCGUCGAUGCGAUGCACUCAGGGCUCGAAGCGAUCGUGCAAGAUACCUUGAGCCAUGCAUUCGAUCGCGCCCCAUCGUACGUUGAAACACUUCUCAGGUUUACUCCUCAUCCUCAAUGGUUAGGAUCUCAAAAGGCGCUGUUUUAUCUUACCUUACUCUUCAGAUGUGGUUUUCUCCUCCCCAUUCGGAUGAGCUUCCUAUUGCUCUCUUUUGUUUUCCUUUUCGGUGCCGGUGUUGUAGCAGUCAACAAGAGAUUGACGGACAAAGAAAAGACAUGGAUUGGCAUCGUUUACUGCAAGCUAUUUUGCUGUGGAAUGGGUUCAGUUACUUUGUUCAGAAAUAGGCAUCUCAGACCAAGGGGAUCUGGGGUGGCUGUUGCCAAUCACAUGACUCCGAAUGACAUCCAAGUUUUGUUCGCUGAUACGCCGCUUGGUGCACAGUAUGGUUAUGUUAUCACCGGACAAAAACAUAAGGGAAUUAUUGGAUAUAUUGAAUCGUUGGCCAACCACCUUUGUUCUACAUAUUGGGUGGAGAGGAAAAAUGCAAGCGAUCGCCGAGAUUUUCUCACCGAAAUCAUCAAGAAGGCCAAGUUUGGAGGCCCAGUUCUUCUUUUCCCUGAGGGCUACUGCUCCAAUAACACUCAAGUCCUCCAGUUCAGAAAAGCCAUAUUCAGUGAAGGCAUCCGGAUAUACCCGGUAGCAUUGAAGCAGAAAAGUCGCUAUGGGGACGCGUUUUGGUGGGACGAGCAGUUCUACGAGUAUCUACUACGGGUUAUGUGCAGUUGGGCUACAUAUUACGACGUCACCUAUCUGCCUUCGAUGACGCAAUUCUCGCAUGAAACAAACGCUGAGUUUGCAGCUCGAGUGCAAGCGGUCAUUUGUGACGUAAUCGAUGUUCCAGCUGGGGAAUUUGACGGGUCUUUGUGGUACAACAAGUCCGAGCGUCGUCGCCUUCUUGACCUCCAGAAAGAGAUCUGUGCCACUGCUUUGCUUUCUUAUCACCGCGAUAAAGAGAAGAUGGAAAGCGACGAUGGAUACUAUAGUGUGAGUUCUGGCUUUGCAGCUCAGGAAGACCUAUCUGUACAAGUGAACUGA
Necator americanus (New World hookworm) is the source of this 1377-nucleotide messenger RNA. RefSeq lists its product as uncharacterized. The transcript is spliced from 11 exons. Gene Ontology annotation, cellular component: endoplasmic reticulum. The record is from RefSeq and is a predicted model, not a curated record. Gene Ontology annotation, biological process: triglyceride biosynthetic process. Bases 1 to 1377 code for a protein of 458 amino acids. Gene Ontology annotation, molecular function: glycerol-3-phosphate O-acyltransferase activity. Lineage: Eukaryota; Metazoa; Nematoda; Chromadorea; Rhabditida; Ancylostomatidae.